GAUCGCAAUAUUUAUCAAUUACGAAUCGUUUUGGCACCACCAAAAUCCUACCUUGUUUGGACACCACUACCAGAGCAUGCAAACGAUAUACUGGUAUUCGAAUUGUCUUACAAGAAGAGUGCGACCGGUAAUUGGACUCGCAUCACUGAACCGGCCCAGUCUUUUGAAUGUCCAAACGGUGUCGCUGACGAUGAAGACUAUUGCUAUGAUCUGUCGAAAUUUUCGUAUGGUGUUCAGUACACUGCUGAUGUAAUAGCAUCAUCUUUGUUCUCACUC
This is a messenger RNA of Anisakis simplex (herring worm), 276 nucleotides long. The record is from the annotation of a GenBank genome assembly. NCBI's taxonomy places the organism in Eukaryota, Metazoa, Nematoda, Chromadorea, Rhabditida, Anisakidae.